Molecule: messenger RNA, 7045 nt
Organism: Biomphalaria glabrata
Lineage: Eukaryota; Metazoa; Mollusca; Gastropoda; Planorbidae
Product: post-GPI attachment to proteins factor 2-like
Exons: 5
Coding region: 146-985 (279 amino acids)
Biological process (GO): GPI anchor biosynthetic process
Cellular component (GO): endoplasmic reticulum membrane; Golgi membrane
Source: RefSeq, a predicted model, not a curated record
AUCUAGCAUCUCUGUCAUCUGUAUAGAUCUAGAUCUAGUGACAAUCUAGUCUAAUAAAAUCUAAUUAUUGAUUGUUCAUGAUAACUUCACAUCUGAAGUCAGUCAUCGUUUUAUCCCAAGCAUAGAUCUAGAUCGGCUUGUCGCUAUGGCUAAAACUAAAAGUAAAGGGGUGGUAGAAGAAAUAUUUUUAAAUAUUCCUAUGUGGCCAUUUGCAGUCGUUACGGUUUCUUUGCCUGGAGUUGCAUUAUUUGUGUGUUUUGUCACCGCUGUAAUAUUCCAGUUUGAUGAUGUUAACGAAACAAUGUGCAAUGUUAAAAAUUUCAUCCCUUCCAUCAGUGCAGUGACCGGAGUGACUCCACAGACCUACUUGUGGCGCACAUGUAUAGCCCUUCACUCCACACCCAGGUUUGCAGUCUGUCUGUUCACUUACAAUCACUACGUCAGCCGGGCCCACAGUGUGCACCCACAGAGGUUGGCCAAAUAUAUGUUUCUUAUCAAGGUCAACUUCUGGCUGAACUUUGUUGAGAACUCCUGUCUCACUCUGGUGGCGUAUAUAACCAAUCGAGAGAACUACCCCAUUCAUGAGAAAAUCUUUGUAGUCUUCAUGGUAACAUCAUUAGCUUACAUGCUUCUGAAUACUAUUCUUUUCAACUGGAGCAGAGCAGGAUCGUUUAGUGAAACAGACAGAGUAUCUUAUUAUUGGAAAAAAGUGAUGUUUGCCUCUAUAGCAACGGCUACAGCCGGCCUAUUAGCUAGUUUUAUUCUUCAUCGAGUUUACUGUGUAGUUGGUGCCUUUAGUGUGUUUUCAGCCUGCGAGUAUGUCAUAGCCUACACCAAUAUGGGCUACCAUUUCACUGCCUAUCUAGAUUUCAAAGACAGGUCUUUCCUGUUUGGGAGGCUCUGUCCAUACCCAAGAAACAACAACGAGUCCUCCUCUCUAGCAGUGACCAACAACAAUGUUAAGCUCAAGAACAAAGCUCACUAGUGUAUACCUGGAUGUCAUGUGCAGUACGGCCCGGCACACACGCAGGCAGUGUUGUUUGCUCCUGUGGCCCCUCUUGUUGUAGAGUGUUGACGAAACACCUCAUUCCACUUGUGAUGUCUGGCACCUCACAUAUUGUAAGGUCUCUCUCUAAAUGACUUGCAUUUUUGUAUUAUGUUUUAAGUCAAUGGCUUGCCUUCCUUUUGUUUUACAGUCUAGAUUGUCUAUGUAUUUACAGCUUGCUUGGGACGUGUGAAUACUACAAUGUAUGGCACCACCUUUCCUUUUUUAAGGCCAAAAACACUAAUUUAAAAAAAAAAAACAUCAACAAAAAAUAAUACAUUUCCAAAUCAUUAUUAGUCGAUUUUAGGCACCCUCUGAGGAAGCAGAAUGAAAUAACAAAAUAAAAAAUCUUAAUUAUACUUUUCUAUCUUUUGUUGACUGAGUUGUAUACCAUCACUUCCUAGUCUACCCUUGGCAUUUUUCACACUCUACAGAUCCACCGAAAAACUGAUAUAUCAAUGAGCACAGUUUUAAAUGUUUGUAGCUUUGUUUACAAAGAAACAGAGACAAAAUGGCUUGUAUUGAAAAUUUGUUAGUUUUUUGUCAAGUCGCUAAUGAAUGGAAAGAAUUCCAAGGUCUAGUUGUUGAUUUAAACAAUAUCUUGCCUGGCUUCCAUGUAUCAUUUGUUUCAUUUAGCUCUCACAUGUUUCAAAUUUUUAAACCUUGAAUUAUUUUUAAAAAGAUUUUUUUUUUAUCAACAAAGUUGUUAGGGCCACUUCAUCUUUCUCUUGACGUGAACAAUUAAAUGUAACUUGAUCGGAAUUCAAACCCCGGACCUUCAGCUAGCCCUUAAGCACACUCUGUUAACUUGACUUGAAAUGUGCAAAGAGUUAAACAGCAUGUUUGUUUGUUUUAUUAAAUUAUUUAAAUUUAAUUAGAAUACCAGUAGAGUACAUAUUUGUCCCAUUCCUACAUAUUUUAGUUUUGGGUAGAUUAUUAUUUAGUGCAUUUUUUUCCCGCUGCUCUGCUCAUUUAGAGUUUGGCCCCUAGAACAAAUCUGAAGUCUUUUUAACUGUAACAUCAAGCUAAACUUAAAAACUUAAGGAACCAUUUUUCUUUACUAUAAGUCACAAGUAUAUAAUAUAUAACUGUAUAUAAAUAUGUGACUAGUUGAUGUAAAAGUAUAUGUGUGAUAUAAAUUGAUGAAAUGUUUUUAAUUUGCAUUUCUUUUAAUGUUAAUUUUAUGUAUGCAUUUAAAUGGUUAACAAUUCUGUUCUUGUAUGUGAGUAAGUCUUAUUUUACUUAUUGCGUUGGUUCUUAUUCCAAAAUCCUUGGUUGCUUCUAAAAUUCAUGCAGAAGUGUUAAAUCCUCACUGUUGUUUUAGAUAAUACACGUGAUGCUCUAUAGUUGACUAGGGACAACAUUUGGAUGUGAUUGCCCAGCUGAUUGAUAUCAAUGUUUGGUGUUGUUGUCUAGUUCCUUCUAGCUAAAUGUCUAUUUAUUGGAGAACUAUGUGUGUGAACACUGUUUGUGGUUUCUAUUAAAUUCUAUUGUUUUAGUGUCAUUCUUAGAUAUUAAAGGAGGGUGCAAUAUGUAUUAUCUUUUCAUGUGCUCUGGAUGUAAUCAAAGAUAAAAGUUUCUUGUCUUAGACAAAAUGUCCUAAAAUUAUGUUGUAGACUCAUAUGUCAGAAUGUACCUUGCUGGCGUUUACUGUAUGCACCAUUGGUUUGCUCCUUGUUGUUAAGACUACUGCAUCAUAUACAAUUAUAAUGUGGGUUAAUGGAAUCUAGAACAUGAGCUUUCAUACAAACAUUAGGUAGGUCUGUAAGAGACUUACAUUAGUUAAUUCUAUUUAAAUUAUUGGUCGGACAAUAAGUGUACUAGAGCAGUGAUACCCAAACUUUUUCUGUCUGAGGGCCAAAUAAAUUUCCGACAGGCCUGUCAUGGGCCGCAAUUGGAACCAAGUCACUGUGGCUUCUUUUGUGCUUCUAUUGGCAGGAGCUUUGACAGCCCUUUAACACAGCGAGUCGUUGUUUGGGCGUCACUGUAUUAAAGGGCUGGAUAACUAGAUCAUGGACCCUGGGUUACAUUUUUUUUCUGUCUUGUUUGUAGGUCUUAGUCGGCACUAUUUGAUCUCAGAGACCAACUCAUUCUUCUGCUUUGGUUGAAAAUCUCCCACCAACACAAUGUUUACCAUGACAUUUUUUUUAAAACUUUAAAUGGGGUUAAAACUUUUUUCUACUUUCAAGUCAUUUGUGACAAUAAACAAUUUUAGUUUUUAGGAAUUAUGACAAAAAUUUGAGUUUUUUACCAUUUUAUUAUUUAUUAAUGAAUGUCUCUCCUAUACUUUAAAAAAAAAUGUGUUACAAACACUUUAUAUGACUUGAUACUUUCAUGGUAAUACUACUUACAAAUUAGUAAUAGCAAUUAGUCAGUGUUGCAUUUUUACUUUUAGCAUUUUCUGAAUGUGUGACAUAACAAAUAAUUUGUUGACUAUUCUAGUUUUGAAUAUCUCAGAUUUAUGGUAUGAAGUCUCUUGGUAGUACUUUUGGGACUCAGGAGUUCUUACUAUAUUUGGAUAUAGCAAACAUCUCAAAAUGACAAAGACAUAGGUCUGCAUGUGUCAAAUGAGGGAGGGAGGGGUGAUUGAUAGGAGAAAAAAAAUACAGUUCAGCAACUUUGUAUUAAUUUAGAUGCAUUUGUUUUGUGUGUGUGUGUGUUCCAUUUGUGUGAGUGUGUAGAUAAAAAUUACUCUUUAAGUUACUGAUCAGAGGACUUGUUACUACAAAUCUUUUGAAGCAAUCAAAUGUGGCGCCUUAACUCUUUUUUUGACCACUCUGUUUUGUAUCUCAUAUAUAUAUAUAUAUAUUGUGAGGGUAGUCUUACUAUACACACAAGUAUUUUUUUAUACACUUGUUUUGUAUUGAUUAUUAUAUACACAUAUUGGAGGCGGGUUUAUACUAAAAGUUCUUUUGAUAAGUACACCCCAUACACCAUAUUAUUAUGGUAAGCAGAUCGGUAGAGGUUACAUAGCAGCAAUUGGGUUUAAAGCCUAUCAGUGAAUUUUUAAAGUUUUUAUCUCUCUUGGUUUUGUCAACAAAUAAUUAAGUUAAUGUCAUCAAGGCACAAUUAUACAAUCAUUUCUGUAUCAAUUGUAUAUUAUUAUUAUCAUCGAUGACUAACAGUCGCUGGCCAUUAAAGUUGACUGGAUCAGACUCUGGGUUUUAUAUUUGUCAUUCUACAUUGAUGCUCAUCAUUUCUACUUUGUGGCUCAUUGAGAAACAUUCUUGAGUAUUGAUGUCCUUGUAACUGAUGUUGGGGAAUCAAAUGUUAAGACCAUCUAGAACUGAUUGUAUACAAUGUUAUUAUUUUUUAACUCAAAAUGUUUUGUUUAAUUAAAAGGCUUUUAGGAAUAAUGAUAUACUUGGAAAUAUUUAGAUCUCAACUAGGUUUAGGAGGCGCGGUGGCCGAGCGGUAAAGCGCUUGGCUUCCGAACCGAGGUCCCUGGUUCGAAUCCUGGGAUUUUUAGCUUCGGGAUAUUUGGGCGCCUCUUAGUCCACCCACUUCUAAUGGGUACCUGACAAUAGUUGGGGAAAAGUAAAUGCAGUUGGUCAUUAUGCUGGCCACAUGACACCCUCGUUUAACCGUGGGCCACAGAAACAGAUGACCUUUACAUCAUCUGCCACCAUAGAUCGCAAGAUCUGAAAGAGGAGCUUUACUUUACUACUUUACAACUAAGUUUGAUUGGGGUUCUAGCAUCUCUUAUGGCUGACCACUUGGUAAACAUAAAUCUUUUUGUUAUUUAUUGUGUAGAGGCUGUGAGUAGUGCUUUCAGUGAUUGCUGUCUAUAAGAAUAAUAGCUUAUGAGCUUUGUAAUGAAUAUAUAUAUAUAUACUAAUUAUUUCUUUUGAUUUCUUUGUACAAUUACUUGGUACAAUAUGUUAGUAAACGUUGUUUGAUAAAUAUUUAUACAUUAUAUGCAACUAUCCAUUGUAUUACAGAGCAUAUCACAGUUUUGUGUUGUGGUGUAGGCUAUUGAUCAUGUAGUCAUGAACUGUCGCCCUAGCUAAAGUGACUGGCCUAGUAGAUUUAACUGUUAACUGUUUAUUGUUUUGAUACAAACAGUAUUCUUUAAGGAACAUUUUACCUAGCUAGUUUCCGUCCUAAACAAACCCUUUAAAAUAAAUGUUCUGCUUUCUGUCAAAUAAUUUUUUUAUUCUUUUUAAAAAUCUUAAUGACCAUCCCACUGAGUUGGUUUGAUGACAUCAGAUACACACUUUUGCUUGUAUUUAGUUUUUUAAAAGCCCUAUAAUAAACAAUUCAGAUCAAAUAAAAGCACUGAUGUUUUAUACAAUAUCCAAGUACACAUCUCCCCUUUUAUUUUGGUUUACUGUGCUUGUGCCAGUGGAAUGUUAAGGCCCUAAUUCUUACAUAUUAUUGACUUGUUUCAAAAAAAAAAGAAGAUAAUUGCGUUCUAGGCAUUUCAAUCUAGCCAUGCAUGUUAAUCAAUGACUUAAACUCUGCUAAGUCAUUCUGGAAGGCAAUAGUUGAUUACUUUAUCUUAAGACUAAGAUUGCUUAAUUUAUUCUAAUAGGAAAUUUAUGAUUACAUGACAUAGACUCACUGUCAAUAACCUACAUAACACAAUAAGAUAUUAAUUAAAUGACUACACACAUACCAUUUAGGUCUUUUCCACAUCCUUUAAUCAAUGAACAACUCUGAUACAGUCUGACAGUCAAUGAUAAGCACUGAUACAGUCUGACAGUCAAUGAUAAGCUCUGAUACAGUCAAUGAUAAGGACUGAUAGUCUACCAGAGUAAGAAGCAAAUGAGUUUUUAAAAGCAUUUUGUUCUUGCCUUAAUGUCACCCACUUGGAGACAUUGAAUGUCAUUGGGGUGGAUCUAGUUCUGCCAUUUUCCUUUUCUUCUGCUGAAUACUUGUUCAAUGAUCCCUUAGAAUCGCAAUUGAUCCUUUUGUUUUCUCAACAAAGAAAAUGUGUGUCCUUGCAUUGUGUUUCUGAUUAAGAGGGUAUCAUCUGGCCAGCAUAGUGACCAACCACCAAUGUGUGUGGUACCCACCAGAGAUAACAGGACAAAGGGGUGUCCUAAAAAAAUCCCCCCAGACUCAAAAUCUUAGUCAUCACUGAGAUACUAACUCAUGACCACUCUGUUCGUAAGUCAAAUUCUUUUAGCUUGUUUCAGUCAAAUAAACAAAUUGAGCUUUACAUCAUCAUCACCCAUAGAUCACAAGGCCUGAAAGGGUUUACCUUUGUACCCUUUACUGGGCCUUUACCAUAUAUAUACACAUCACUUAAUCAGUGUUAACAAGCCAUGUGCUCACAAUUCCUGGCUACAAAAUUUCUACGUUCGUAUUAGGUUAUAGUAAUAUUUCCCUGCUAUUUUUCUCCAGUCUUCAUUGGGUCUUAGGUAAUGGCUAUAAUUCUAUGCAUGUACAUGUCUUGUUGUGUGUUGUUUUUUUUAAAAAAGCGCCUUCUGCUUAUAGUAUGUUUAUUAUACAUUGAUAAAUUAUUAUUAAACAUAGAGCUUGUGUAAUCUUUGUGUGCUGGUUCUGGAGAGACACUGGCUGGUUUUAUGAAAUUGUGUAACACUUUGAAAUAAUCAUUUGAAAAGUUGUCUAACGAUGUCACAGGGUUAUAAUUUAUGUAUUCACAUCUACUAUCAUCCAGCGCAUUUAUAUGUACUAUUAUUUGGUAUAUUUACAUAUAGUAGGCCUAUCAUUCAAUGUACUCUGUAUAGUAUCAUUCAUUGUAUUUAGAUAGUUAAUACUACUGUGAUGUUUCAUGUGGAUACUUUGUAAAGGUGCCAUGUCAUUAUAUGCUGAUCAUGAUUCAUGCAUGGCGACUGUAUUGUUGUUCACUGUUAUAGAAUACAUCUCACUCUGUUACCAUAGUAACGUGUUGUUCCAAAAGUAAAUGUUCAUGUAUCAUGUGUAUUCCUAUGGAGAUUUAAAAUUUAACUAUAUCUUCUCAUCUACCGUACCUUUGAAAACAAAAUCAUGUUUCAGUGGUGCAAUGAGAUUAAAAUUUUAUUCACCCCCUUC